Messenger RNA from Neltuma alba, 1090 nucleotides. RefSeq names its product NADPH-dependent aldehyde reductase-like protein, chloroplastic. Bases 47 to 877 code for a protein of 276 amino acids. The record is from RefSeq and is a predicted model, not a curated record. The transcript has 2 exons. NCBI's taxonomy places the organism in Eukaryota, Viridiplantae, Streptophyta, Magnoliopsida, Fabales, Fabaceae.
UGAAAGAGUUAGACGAAAACCAACUGUAAGCUGUAGAGUGAUCGAAAUGGCUCUGCCAUCGCCAGGCAGGGGUUCCGACAAUACUGAACUGAACCAGGAAAUUCAAACUCGAUCGCUUCAAGAUCGAGUUGCGAUUGUUACUGGUUCGUCCCGCGGAAUCGGUCGAGAGAUUGCGCUCCAUCUAGCUUCACUCGGUGCCAGAGUCGUCGUCAAUUACUCCUCCAACUCGGCUCCUGCGGAGUCAGCCGCCGCCCAGAUUAAUGCCUCUUCCCCGCGUGCCAGUAGUCCAAGAGCCAUUGUCGUCAGGGCUGAUGUUUCUGACCCGACUCAAGUGAAGUCUCUCUUCGAUGAGGCUGAGAAGGCCUUCAACUCACCGGUUCAUAUCCUGGUUAAUUCUGCUGCGGUUAUCGACAGCAAUUACUCUUCUCUGGCCAAUAUUUCCUUGGAGGACUUCGAUUAUAUUUUCAGUGUGAACGCAAGAGGGGCGUUUCUGUGCUGUAAGGAGGCAGCAAACCGUUUGCAACGUGGCGGAGGAGGUCGAAUUAUAAUGUUAUCUACAUCAGUGGUGGGUUCAUUGAUGCCCGGUUAUGGGACAUACGCAGCAUCCAAAGCAGCCGUAGAGACAAUGGUGAAGAUUUUAGCAAAAGAGCUGAAGGGGACGGGAAUCACGGCCAACUGUGUUGCGCCGGGGCCAGUUGCAACAGAGAUGUUUUUUUCUGGUAAGACUGAAGAACAAGUGAAGGCGGCUAUUGACGUAUGUCCUCUGGGCAGGCUUGGCGAGACCAAGGAUUUAGCCCCUGUGGUGGGAUUCUUGGCCACUGACGCCGGUGGGUGGAUCAAUGGUCAAGUGAUUCGUGUUAAUGGUGGCUAUGUUUAAGGGUGAUGAAUAAUCUCUUCUACUGGGGCUGCUUUUUCCCGUGUAGACUAAUAAGAUGCCGGUCUUGCUAUUGUUAUACGUAAAGGCUGUGUAAUGUAAAUGACGUCUGGGUUGAUGAAGCCCUUGACCAUAUCUUUAUAAUUCCCAUGGUUUAUAGCUUCUCAAUGAUUAGCAUGUAAUUUUCAUUUGCGAGGCUAGACCGUUGCUUCGUUU